ACUAAUUAGCAGGAAUAAAGACUGAACGGGUUUUUUUUUUCCUCUCUCUCUUCGCUGUCGUCCAGCACCGCUUUCUCCUCUUCCCCUCUCUCUCUCUCUUUCUCUGAGCAAGCCAAGUCGUCUGCGUUACAACCAAAUACUCGUUUUUUUAUGUUUGUUUGUUUGUUUUUUUACGUUCUUUAAAAAAGGCUUUAAGAAAACCGUAAGACGGGGAUAUAAAUAGAAAUAUAUACCUCUUUGACUGUUUGUUACUACUACUAAUAAUCUAGAAGCUAUCUGACCAAAUGGAAGUACGCGAGUGGGAUGUAUGAACGCGGCGCGUGGACGGAGCCUGAGGAACGCGGACGUCGGGAAAACGCAAAAACAAAACCCGCACAGAAUGUCUGGCUGGGAUGAGAAUGUCCAGUAACUGGAAGGAUGGAGUGCUGUGACUCUGUCUCAGAAGACGGAGCCUCUGGCCCUUGUGUAAACCAGCCUCCAGGGAUCUGCAGCCCACCAUCCUCCAUGCUACUACUCCUACAGAGAGAGAACACCUCUCUUCUGAACUCAGCCAGCCCACCCAGCCAGGGUGAACCCGAGUGGAGGAAAGAAGCGAAGGCGCAAAGCAAGGGAGAAAGGAGAGCUUUUGCAGAUGGACACGAAGAGGAAGAGGGGAUCGCUAAAAAACAGGUUGAUGCUUGUCCUGUGGGUGACUUUUUCGAGCGAAGAGGAGAUAUAAAAGGCGAACAUGAUGAGGGGGGUGAUGAAACUGAUAAGGUAGAAUGCCAGAUCAUCUACCAGGCUGAUGGGUCCGCUUGUAUCCUAGAGAGCCAAAGUCAGCUGCCAUGUAAUGGGGUUCCAUCCUCAUCUCGUCCAUCUUUUGUUAGCUCAUGCCAUUACUCUUCUUCCCAAAGCUCUACUUUGAAAAGCUUCCAUGUCUUCCACCCUAAGAACUGGUGCCACCUCUCUAGUGAUAUUCGCGCUUUGCUGACCUGCCAAUCCAAAGAUAGAGCUCCUGCCAGAACGGGUUCUUUUGGAGCAGAGCUAGCACUGCUUGGCAAAGAACAACCUGUCCUGGUGUGCUUUCUGUGUCGUCUGUCAUUCAGUCGUGUGCAUGCUUUUAGAGGUCAUGUUUCACAGCUGCAUGGUAUCAUGGUUACUCCGGAGGAACAGCAGUUGCUUUUGCUCCAGCACACCUGUGCCAUCUUGCAGCCUGUAGGCCCCAGUAACCUCCCACUCCUAAGCUUCCUAGAACCAAAAACUAGCAACGUGCCAACCCAAUUAACAACCACAGCUUUAGGGCGCAACAAGGUGGCCAUGCAAAGUCAGGAAGACAGGGAGCACCUCCAGAUCUCUGAGCCAGGACUUCCUCUUCAGCCCUCUCUACCCAGAGUCCCCCUUCCUACCUCAGUGCUGAGCCCUGCCAAAGACCCUUCAACCCUGGGCAGAGAGGGCCCACAGAGGAGCAGUGAUGAUGGUGGAGGUAGCAGAGAAGGAGAGGAGAGGUUGAGUUCAGAGGUAGUUUCCACUGCAGAGGAUGUUGCGAGCGGUAUUAGCAGCAGUGGUAGACAAGGGCACAUUACUGAACCGGCUCUUUCAAACCAAAGCAAUCCCAAAUCUCCCAACUCUGUCACAGUAGCAACCAGCUUUAUUAACAACACCAAAUCUCUCACAGACUCUGAGUUAGAGUGUGGAACAAGCUUUAACUGCCACGGCCCUGCUGCGGUAUCCUCUACUGUGCAUACCUCGUCCACAGUCGCUACUCCAAAAGAACUUUCCAACCUAGAGAGUGCGAUGGAAACAGAACCAAAUAACCUGUCAGAGAAGGGUAGUGCCAUGGCAAAAGAACCAAAUGACAACACGCCAGAUGUCACUAACUCUAAUCUACCUAGUAACCAUAGCACCUGUCAGUCACCCACCGUCACCCCACCUCUGUCCCAGACUACCAAAUCUCAGCUCGAGGAAGGACAGGUGGAAUUUGGGUCUAGAGGAAAUAUAUUAGCUGGGGGUGAACAAGACUUUAUUGUUGGGCGGGACAACAGCCAGGGAUCUUCUUAUUCUUUUGUUGGCCAAGUGAAUAUGACACACUCACGCAACUCCUGCAAGACACUGAAGUGCCCUAAAUGCAAUUGGCACUAUAAGUACCAGCAGACCCUUGAGGCUCAUAUGAAAGAAAAACACCCCGACUCUGAUGAUGGACAGUGUCCAUAUUGUGCUAGUGGGCAAAACCACCCUCGCCUGGCUAGAGGGGAGACUUACACCUGCGGGUACAAGCCUUUUCGUUGCCAGGUGUGCCAGUAUUCCACCACCACCAAAGGCAACCUGAGCAUCCACAUGCAGUCAGAUAAACACCUCAACAACAUGCAGAAUCUGCAGUCGCAGACACGUUCUGAUGCUCCAGCAGUCCAGCCUAGCCCCAUGACUCACACGCACUCUACCCAGGCCCCUUCUCCGUCUCCUAAAGUGCAGGGACGUGCAUCAUGGCGGUGUGAAGUAUGCGACUACGAAACCAACGUAGCUAGGAACCUUCGCAUACACAUGACCAGUGAGAAGCACACACACAACAUGCUCCUUUUGCAGCAGAACCUGGCUCAUAUGCAGCGUCAGCAUCGGCAAAAUGCUGCAGAGCUCUACCCAUACUGCCAGCCUCAAACCAGGCUUCCCGACCCCACCAGCAUGAUACAACCAGGUGGAGAAACCAUGCAGGAGUCUCUUCGGAAGUCAGCGGAUGAAGAACCCCCAGAGGCGCUUUUUGAAUGUGCACUGUGUGGUCAUUUUUCCUCAGACAGCUUGGUUGCUCUUAGUCAGCACCUGGCCAUGCAACGCUCGCUUCCUGAUGCUGACUGGAGAGGCACGACCGGUGAUGCCCACCUUUGUCGGCUAUGUCAUUACGCCACGCCUCUGAGAGCCAACUUCCAGCUGCACUGCCAAACAGACAAACAUCUGCAGCGCUACCAACUAGCAGCACACCUUCAGGAAGCCAGCAGACGCCAUGGAAGCCCCGAAGAAGAGGAGGAGUGGAUGCUCAGGUGUGUCGCCGCUGGUGUCCAGGUGCAACUGAGAUGUAACGCAUGUUGUUACGAGGCCAAUAGCUUGGAGAAGCUGAAACUGCACACAAUGAACUCGAGACACAAGGCCAGCUUAAGACUAUACAAGUACCUGCAGCAGUUCGAGGGAGCCGUGUCCGACGGCGGCUCUCUGCGCUGUGUGCUGUGCGAUUACUCCACCCAGAACAGCCUCAGUCUGGUGCAGCACGCCAAUUCGUUGAGCCAUCAGAGAGGGGAGGGACUCCUGAGACUGCAGCGAAUCCAGAAUGGUCUCCAGGAUGGAGGAGAGGAGGAGCUCAGUUCCAUCUUUGAGAUCAGAAAGAGUCAUGCUAAAGAUAACGGAGACGUGAAUGAGACGGAGUCACCCGCUGAGAUUAUCUCUGACCAGGCGGACCAGACCAAACAAGCGAGCGGAGAGGGGGAGAAAACGGAAGCAUCCAUGCAUGAAGAUAAGAAACAGAACGAGCCGUCUGUCAGUCCCAAGCGCUCUGCAGCUGGAGACGCGGAUGACACCGUACCUGCAAAACGCCCCCGAGCGCAGGAAGAGAUCUCCUCGGAGCAGGUCCGUCAGUGCCCGUUCUGCCGAUUUUGUCACACUGAUCUCGGCCGUCUGAGGAGUCACGUAAUGAUCCAGCAUGCUGUGCAGCCCACUCUCCGCUGCCCGCUGUGCCAGGACACGCUGCGCAGUGUCGCUCUGAUGCGCUCUCACCUCACACACCUGCACAGCGUCACCGCAGACUGCACGCAGAAACUCAUUAACGCGGUGAUUGCUUCAGAUGUGCUGCCGGAGAAGAUGUUCCUACACGUGCCAGACUCUAAUACCCAGCAGACCAAGGCAGAUUCCAGCUGCAAUGGAAUAAAAAGGCCUGAUGAACAAGAUGAAGAUGAGGAAGAGAGAGUGACCACAUGUCGACCAGAGAUAGCAAAAACACAAAAGCAGCCCUUAGAAGAUGCAGAAUCCACAAAGGAAAACAAUGCUGCUUUCCCUUGCUGGCAGAAAGGCUGUAAUAAAGUCUUGACAUCAUCCAGUGCCCUACAAACGCACGUCAACCACUUCCACAGCCAGAGACUUCAAAUCCCGAUUUCUGAUCGCCAUGUCUACAAGUACCGUUGCAGUCAAUGCAGCCUUGCCUUUAAAACCGCUGAAAAGCUUCAACAGCAUUCUCAAUACCAUGCCAUUAGGGCUGCCACUAUGUGCUGCCUUUGCCAACGCAGCUUUCGAACAAUACAGGCCCUGCAGAAGCACUUAGAGACUAGUCAUCUUGAGCUUAGUGAGAUCCAGCUGCAACAGCUCUGUGGGAGUUUGUUGAUGACCGAAGACCUCUUAGCUUCUGAAGACCAAGGACUCGAUGAAGUUCAGGGAAGCUGUGAGGAGGAAAAGGUGAAAGAAGAUGAACAAAGUGACCUGGAUGAGAAAAUAAGCCCACCUGACAGUGUAUUGAACUUAGCUCGAGAGGAUGCUGAACUCAGUCCAAAGCCCUCAGUCGUGCCUAUAAGAAAAGGGCCAAACCUCUCAACUGAAAAAUUCCUGGAUCCAUCAAGACCUUUCAAAUGCACCGUAUGCAAGGAAUCUUUCACACAAAAGAACAUACUCUUGGUGCACUACAACUCUGUCUCACACUUGCACAAAGUAAAGCGUUCAGUGCAGGAUUCUUCAGCUGCCUUGCCAGAGGCUGUGAGCAGCAGUGCUGACCACAAACCCUUCAAAUGUAGCAUUUGCCAUGUAGCGUAUAGCCAGAGCUCCACCUUAGAGAUUCAUAUGCGAUCUGUACUACACCAAACCAAAGCUCGUGCAGCCAAACUUGAUUCAUCAGCAGCUAGCUCAACUUCUGGAAACCCAUUGCUUCAUAAAGUAGUUUCAGAUAAUGCAAUGGUUUUGAAGCCUACAAAUGCUAUAAACAAUGCCACUUGUACUUCUUCAGCUCUUGACCAGACUCACUUAAAGCACCAACAGAGCAAUGAACACAAUGUUGUAUCAUCAAGCCAAAUUAUAAGUAUUCCUUCACAUCCCGAGGAGAUUAAAAAGAAACCAGUGGUCGAUGUAACAUCAACAGCGAAUCAGCAUAAGUUAUUACAACAGCAGCAAUUACAGCAACAACAAUUAGUACAGGCCCAAGCCCAGAUCCAGCAGGAGCUACAAAAGAAAGCAGCACUUCUUCAGUCCCAUUUGUUCAAUCCAGCACUUCUUCACCAUUUCCCCAUCACAGCAGACACUCUCCUUCCACUGCAGCAGCAACAGCAGCUUCUGCUUCCAUUUCUCAUCCCAGGAGGGGAGUUUCAGAUUAGCCCUGAGCUAAACCUAACAGGCUCAGAGUUAAACCUUAGCAAAUCAAAGCCUGCUGGACCUGAAAAUUGUUCCGAGCUGUCCCAGCAGGGAAGCCUUACCUCUUCUUGUAAACAGCCACCGAACAGAGUUGCAGUUAGUGGGUCUCAACAGUCUGUGUUUCUGACUCCCGAGGACAAUGUUCUUGUUCCUCAACAAGGUGGCGGACAGAUCCUGACCUCUGAUUCUCAGAUUCACAAAGGCACAGAUGAAACCGGAAAUAAAGAAACAAAGGAGUUGCAUAAAACCAUCUCACACAAUAAUAUUGAUGAUUUCAAAGCACAAAAAGACAAUGAGGUUGAGGACGAAGUUGACGAUGAGGAUCGUGGAGAAUUCUUUAUAGAUUUAAUUCCACCAAGGGUAGCUCAUGAUGCCCCUGGAAAUGUUUCAAAAGCUUUGCUGGAGAACAUAGGGUUCGAGUUAGUCAUGCAGUUUAAUGAAAAUAAGCAGCAGUAUCAGACAACACCGUCUGAGGUUGUGCCAAAUGGACAGAUAAAGAUCAAUGCCAAAGAGGUCCAUCAUUCAGACUCUGAUAAGAAGAUGGUGUGCGAGUCUUGUAGGAAGCUUUUUUCAAAUGCAUUGAUACUAAAGAGCCAUAAAGAGCAUGUUCACCAAUCGAUUUUGCCAAUACAGUCCGUAGAGAAAUUUGCCAAAGACUAUAGAGAACAAUAUGACAAGCUUUUUCCUUUUACUCCUUCAUCUCCUGACACUUCUCCUUCCUUACCUUCCCCUGCUUCACCUCCACAACCUCCAAUAGAUCCAGCUCAACAGAAAGCCGUGUCAUGCAUUACUCCCUCCACAUCCACUGUUACUCCCACUACUGUCUCAACUCCCCAAGUUCCAUUAGCUCCAAUCACCUUACCCAUUGACUUGCCACUUUUCCCCCCACUCCUCAUGCACCCCAUUCCCCUGCCGACCUUGUCUUCUCAACUACCUGUACAUCUUCCACCCGUUGAACCUGGUCUCACAGCUGACUUAGCCCAGCUUUAUCAGCAGCAGUUAACUCCUGCUAUGUUGCAACAGCAGGGUAAAAGACCUCGAACCAGGAUCACUGAUGAUCAACUAAGAAUUCUGCGGCAGUACUUUGACAUCAAUAACUCCCCAAAUGACGACCAAGUCCAAGAGAUGGCCAACAAAUCUGGCUUACCAAAUAAAGUUAUAAAGCAUUGGUUUAGGAAUACACUAUUCAAGGAGCGCCAGCGCAAUAAGGACUCCCCAUAUAACUUCAAUAACCCACCCAUAACAACAUUAGAAGAGGUCAAAGUAGAUUCCAGGCCAUCCUCUCCUGAGCUUUCAAGACAAGAGUCUUCAGGAGGGAAGAGAUCAUCAAGGACUAGGUUCACUGACUACCAGUUAAGGGUUCUUCAAGAUUUUUUUGAUGCAAAUGCUUACCCUAAAGAUGAUGAAUUUGAACAACUCUCAUAUUUACUCAAUCUUUCCACUCGUGUCAUUGUGGUGUGGUUUCAAAAUUCCCGUCAGAAAGCCAGGAAAAACUACGAGACCCAAGGAGAGGGAGCAAAAGACAGCGAACAAAGACAGUUUUCUAAUGACCGGUAUAUUCGUACUGCCAACAGCAGCUAUGAGUGCAAGAAAUGCAAUAUGGUGUUUCAACGCAUUUUUGAUCUUAUCAGUCAUCAGAAGAAGGUGUGCUAUAAAGAUGACAAUGAUGAAGUGUCAAGUUUUCAAAACGAGCCUUUAUUGGAUUCUAAACCUUAUAGUCCAUGUGACACCUCAAGCCACAAUCCACAACCCUCCGGUUCUGACCUCUCAAACUGUACUGAGCAAAGCCCAGAUGGAAAUGCUACUAACAAAGAGCUUUCAGACACUGAUACUGUCUCUAAUUCGAUUACUGAAGAUAUUCAGUCAAUAACAGAAGCAUCUUGUGGUCCUGAAGAGUGUCUUAAAAGUUCAAAGUAUGAAGAAACAUAUAAUCAGACAAACCAUCCUAAUGAAGAGAAUCAACAACCAUGCCUUAAAAAUCGUUCCCCAUCCCCUGUGGAUAAAAAUCAACAACAUAAACCACCUGUGACCCAGGCAAGCCCAGUUCCUUCGGAAAGUUCUAAAACGAAUUCCGCAAGUCCUUCUUCUCAGCAAAAACACCCAAAUCAGGUGCAGCAAAUGACUCCUUACCAUUGCAUUCAGUGCAAAUUGAAUUUCCCAUCUUUUGAACAUUGGCAAGAGCAUCAGCAAAUGCACUUCCUUGUUGCUCAAAAUCAUUUUGUUCCUCCACAGUUCCUGGACCGCUCCAUAGAUCUGCCUCUUAUGCUUUUUGACCCAACUAAUCCUCUGGUGGCAAGGCAGAUGCUUUCUGGAGCUUUUCCACAGAUAUCACUCAAUUCACCUACAUCUGCAGCCAUCCCUGACUCAACUAUAAACUCCUUGAAGAGAAGGCUUGAGCCCAAAUCAGGAACUAGUGCCGUGGAAAACGACUGGGAGCACGGUGGGGAUGAAUCCCAGAGGGACAAGCGAAUGAGGACCACCAUCACCCCUGAGCAGCUGGAGAUAUUAUACCAGAAAUAUCUUUUGGAUUCCAAUCCAACACGUCAAAUGCUUGACCACAUUUCCCAGGAAGUAGGUCUCAAAAAAAGAGUGGUUCAGGUGUGGUUCCAGAACACUCGAGCUCGUGAAAGAAAAGGUCAGUUUCGUGGUUUGGGUCCCGCUCAAGCCCAUCGACGCUGUCCAUUCUGUCGUGCACUAUUCAAGGCACAGACUGCCCUCGAUGCUCAUAUACGUUCACGGCACUGGCAUGAAGCAAAGAAUGCAGGAUUCAGCCUGCCAGCAGCUAGUAUGACCCAUGAUCAGGAGUUAUCUCAAAUGAAAAUGGAUUUGUUAAAUUUUUCGAACUGUUUACAGAUGCCCAACACAAGUGAUGGGCAGAAUGAUCCGGACUCUCCAACUUGUAAAAGCAGGGAUCUGUCUUCACAUGACCAGGAUCAAAGUCCAAAGCCCUUAAUAAGUGGAAGAACUGACUUGGAAGCAUCAUCCACCUCAGUCCAGAUGUCUUUUGAAUGUGGCACCCUAGAUAACCAUAAAGGUACUUCUGUCAACACAGUCCCGAAUGAAACUAUUACUGAUGAAGAAAACUACUCUGAGGGAAAACACAAUAGUAAUGAUAAUUUGUCCUGUAGUUUUGAAAGAGAGGCUUCUUCAGAAAAUGAGGACAAAAUGUCCUCGGGGCUGGUUAGCCCUGCAAUUAGUUUCAAUGCAAAGGAUUAUGAAAAUGAUUUGGUUUUGGAUUAUAGUGAGAACUCAAGCUUAGCUGACCCUGCCUCCCCCUGUCCAGGCGGAUCCAACGGUCAAAACAUUGACGAUAGGCCUGGUCAAAAACGCUAUCGCACUCAGCUAAGCAACUUGCAAGUGAAAGUGCUCAAAGCUUGCUUCAGUGACUACAAAACCCCAACCAUGUUGGAGUGUGAAGCCUUGGGAAAUGACAUUGGGCUUCCCAAGAGGGUAGUACAGGUGUGGUUUCAGAAUGCACGUGCCAAGGAAAAAAAAGCUAAGCUCAGCCUUGCCAAGCAAUUUGGCACAGAGAGUACAUGUAAGGAAAGGCCCAAAACAGAAUGUACUCUUUGCUCUGUUAAGUACAGUGGUUGUCUCUCUGUGCGGGACCAUGUCUUCUCCCAGCAGCAUCUUGCAAAAGUAAAAGAAGCUCUUGGGGGACAAAUAGACAGAGACAGGGAAUUUAAUGAGGUUGCAAGUGUUCGUCAUCAGAUGAUUGACCUGGAGAUGAAUAACCUAAAAAAGGCAAAUGACAUCAUGGCUGUUGUCCAAACACAGUCUGCAGAGAGUCCGGGAUCCUCCAGUCACACUACUCCUCAGUAUGCAAACUUACUGAUUACUGGUUUACCAGGGACUGGCAGCAAGUCAUUAACAAGCUCUUCUUCAACAAAAUCAGAUACUAUUGAUCCUACUUCAAAUGGACUGAUCAGCAAACCUAUGACAUCAUCUUGUUCAUCCAUGUCAGCUGCCAAGGACCAAACAUCAGUCAGUGUAAACACCUCUGUCUCGCCCUCCAAACCGUUAGAGUCAGAAUUGCAGCUCCAGCUGUCCAAAGAGAGUAACUCUAAAAACGGCAUGAAUCCCACUGAAAAGCUUGAAAGGGCUUCCACUGACAGUGCUACUCAUUCAAACUCUUCUAUCAGUAAGGAAAAACAAGAUACUUUACUACCAUCUGCAUCUACACCAAAACCUGUUAAGGACUUCAACAUUGAUCUGGGUCAGCUCCAGGCUCUGCAAGCAGCAGGAAACACAGAUCAGACUUCUUUGCUCUCAAAUCCCCUCCUGCCCUGUCUUAUGUCGGGAUUCCCUCCCAUGUUCUCUCCUCAGAUUCCCACAGCUCUCACCGGAAGCUUUCUGCAGCCCAUGUUUGGUAUGGACAGCAUGUUUCAGUAUGGCCCAGUCCUGCCACAAGCUUUAAUGGGUUUGUCCACAGGUUCCCUUCUCCAACAAUAUCAGCACAAUUUGCAGGGUGCACUAAUGCAUCAUCGGCUGCAGCUCCAAAAAAAGCAACUAUUGCAACAAUCCCAAAAACCAAAAGCUAGCCAAAUCUCUGCUACAACAUACUCUCAGGACAUGGCUUAUAACAAAGACCUUGUCUUGAACUUUUGCAAACCAGAAGAGAAGCAAGCCAGCUCAGACGGAGAAAGUUUUCUCUCCUCUGGCACUAUAAAGCAGCUGGAUGAUAGCUUCCUCACCAGCCAAUGUAUUGUCUCCAAAGGGACAUCUAGAGAAGGAGGUAAGGAUGUUUGUCUAUAUGACUGCCUUGCCUGUGAGAUCUCUCUCAAUGGGAACGAAGAGCUCGUCCAGCACCUGGAGUACCGUCAGCACAGACAAAGAGCAGCGGAGCACCUGAAUGCCAAAGAGCAUGCCUCUCGCCUCUUACCUCACGUUAGUCCCUCAUCUACCUCGCAGCCAAACCCUCCCAGCCACCCAAUAUCCCCUUUAAAGUCCUUGCCCAAGCUGUCAGAGAGUCCUUCUGCCAUCUCCUGCUUAUCCAGACCAACAGAUCAGCGUUCCCAAUCUCCAUCAACUUCUACAGCUUUAUCUGGGGCUGCACAAUCUGCUUGUACCCCAGCUUCUUCUUCUUCUUCUUCAAUACAAGUUUCCUUACACUCAACUGUUACCUCAAGCCUAAAUGGCAAUGUAAGUAGUUUAAAAACAACAGACUCUGCUAGUGGGUGUUACACCAGUGAUGGAGCAGCAGAGGAGAAAAAGUCCACAUAGUAUCCUGCAGCCAAAGGCUACAUUCAGACUAUUGCAGUUAUAGCUGUAAUUUUAUCUGCCUUGCUGCAGACUUAUUGUGUUGGUACUGAAAGAGGAUGACUGGGAAAGAAAGCAUACAAUGAUGGAAGAUAACUUGAGAAAACAGCGAUAGUUUGAAAGACUUUUAAACAGACUGGAUCCUGUAGGAUAUCCCUUACGUUUCCAAUGCUUGUAACCAAAAAAAAAAAGUGUCAGUAGAAUGUUUUCUCACGUCAAUAUGCUGGUCAAUUUACACUUGAGACUACGUAAACACUGUUUGGAAACUGAAGUGUGCACAGCUAAGGACUGGAGUAGAACCUAAGAUGGUUUUAUAAUGAAUUACCUAAUGACUAACUAACCAAAAGUGUGUUUGUUCUUUUGUUUUUAAAUACGCUUACACAACAAAUGAGUUUUACCACCGUUUAAGUGUUAAAAUAAUUUAAUAUCGGCUCACUAAACUAAUGUAAUGUAUUUUAAUGUUGUCUACUCUCAGGUCAACAUGUAUUCAUUUUCUGCUACUGAACAUCGGUGUUUGGGGGAAAAAAAAGUUCUGAUGCAUACAGUACCAAGAGAAAAAAAAUUGAUAUCCAAAAAAACAAAAAAAAAAAAACGGAAAAAAGAUAGUAUUGAAAAUGUUACAACCUGGUUUGCGUUGUCAUUGAAUCUUAUAAAUGUUUUUUUUUUUUUUUUUUUAAUUGGACAAAGUGUCCAGACACAAAGACUAUUGCAGACUUUAAUUGUGAGCAAAAGGAUAGAUUUUUAUUGGGUUUGGGUGGGGCAGGGCGGGGGGGAUGACGACGUUGUGUUAAUGAUAGAAACAUGUAUUGACAUUUUGGUGUUGCGUAGAUUGUUGAAUUCAAUGACUUAAGUGUAUGGUAGAUUGAAAAGAAAUUCCUUGUAUAUUUAAUUUUUGUACCUUCCCAGUCAAAGACACUUGAGGUUGCUUCCAGCCAUGCCAAUGUUAAAAUUUUACAUUUAACCCCUUCUAAUGUAGUUCAACAUUGUUACUGUACAACCUUCCCUCCUGCACUGAGCCAAGUGAAAAGACCAUAUCUGUAAAUGAUUUUUCUGUCGAUGCAGAUUUAAGAAAUCGUUCGGUUGUCUUUUAAACUUCUUUAAUUUUGUGCACUUAAAACUUUUUUACCCUCUUUACUGUAACUCCCUAUUUUUUACUUUGAAAUGUAGUUUCUUACUUCUCUUUAACAAUGUAUUUUUGUUUCUUUUUUUUUCUGAAUGUUUCUGCACUUGCCAUAUAUGGUAACAACAACAAUAAUGUAACUGAUGAAUACAAUAACUCACAGUAUUGCUUUAAUGGAAAAUCCAAAGAUAAAGUACCAUUGGUGCAUACAAAGGAUGGGGGAGAAAAAAAAACUCUAUAUUUGAGAAAAAAAAAAUAUUACUGUUUUUAAAAGAACGGAAACCUUUUUAGAUGAUGGAGCCAGCUAGGAGAAAACUGUUUAAAACUUAGAACAUUUGUGACCUCGUAUAUAAAAAACAAACCGAAAAACCAAAAACCCCGAAGCCUCUUUCGCUGAGGGAAUAGGACAGAACCGUAGUUCAGCCAUUGCAGUUUGUAAAACAAAUGGAGAUAGUUCACUUUAAUGUCUCCGUAACUGGCCUGUCUUUUUUCUUAGUCUUUUAAUUGUUUUUUUUUUCUUGUUAGUUGUCUGUUCUACUUAAAUGUAUUGGGGUUUAUUUUUGACGAAAAACAGUGUGCUGCUAAUGUAGUUUUGUAUUGACACUAAGAUGCAUGCUUGAUUUCGCAUUUUUGCUGAAGCUUUAAUGACUACAGACGGUAGCCAGAGCCCCGUGUCCCUUCAUCUCGCUGCAGCUCUGCCCACACACUCCAAGACUACUGUGAAGACUGUGAAUAAAUAUCCAUGACCCAUGUCCUUUUUCCUCCUCUUCAAAACAACCAAUGUUAAAACUGAACCAACAAAUGUUUUAAAACCAAUGAUGUUAUAUUUAUACAAAGUUUGCAUUCCAAAUAUCACAUUAUUUCAGUUUUUUUUUGUUGCUUAAUUUCCACGUUCCCCCGAGUAAGGGAAGCGUUCCGUGUACUCUCAUAUCCGAGUCUGGACUUGAUGUGAAAGACUCUUGUUUACUGUAUGUGCUCCUGGGAAUGUUGUUACUGUUGCAAUUUGCCAAAUAAUGUACAUGUUCAUUAUGCACUUGUGUUUAUCAUGCGAGUCGCUGGGCUAGUGUCUCUCCCGUCCUCACUUAUACCAAGCGUUGAAGUUCAAUAAAGUCUGUUUCAUUUUACUAGACCA
This is a messenger RNA of Clarias gariepinus (North African catfish), 12860 nucleotides long. RefSeq names its product zinc finger homeobox 3a (gene zfhx3a). Bases 418 to 10572 code for a protein of 3384 amino acids. NCBI's taxonomy places the organism in Eukaryota, Metazoa, Chordata, Actinopteri, Siluriformes, Clariidae. Gene Ontology annotation, molecular function: RNA polymerase II cis-regulatory region sequence-specific DNA binding; DNA-binding transcription factor activity, RNA polymerase II-specific; zinc ion binding. The transcript has 9 exons. Gene Ontology annotation, cellular component: nucleus. Gene Ontology annotation, biological process: regulation of transcription by RNA polymerase II. The record is from RefSeq and is a predicted model, not a curated record.